Molecule: messenger RNA, 915 nt
Organism: Echinostoma caproni
Lineage: Eukaryota; Metazoa; Platyhelminthes; Trematoda; Plagiorchiida; Echinostomatidae
Source: the annotation of a GenBank genome assembly
GAACGAUACCUGAUCAGUGGAUUUCAUCUGAUCAGUUUUACCGAUCAAGGCAUAUACGAUCUUGUCAAUAAUCUCGGUUCAACCGCUGCUCGUCUUCUAUUCUCACCGAUGGAGGAGAGUUGUCAUUUUGUCUUUAAUCAAUGCCUAGUUCGGGACAUGGAAAAGGAUAAACAAGAUCUGAGCCUUUUAAAGGACGUUUUGCGACUGUUACGCACCGUGUUGCGUACGUGCAGUUUGGUCGGAUGGAUUGGGGUCACUUUUGCUCAGGCAAACUCUUGCCUCCUGCUCUAUCUCUAUACUGGUCCCAGUUUGGCGGAGAACAAAACAGCGGUCUCAUUGUUACGCCUCUUUUCUUUCUAUGUUCUGCUUCUCGCCUGGAAUGGGUCCACCGAAGCGUUUCUGAACGCGGCCAUGUCCACAAAUGAAGUGGCACGACACAACAAACGUCUUGUGCUGUUCUCCAUCGUCUUCCUCGGGGCCAACGGACUGUUUGUCCCCAAGCUCGGUGUACACGGUUUUGUCUUGGCCAAUUGUAUCAACAUGAUCAGUCGCAUUAGUUAUAGUUGUUGGUUUAUUCGACACUAUCUGCAACGUCAAAAGAACAUUGCCUUGAAAGACCAGGAACCAACCACAUCGGAUGCAACAACGGAAGCAUCUCACUGGCUUACCACCGCAGUACCUCUAUUACGUCUCAUGUUGCCCUCAUUGAAAGAGAUGAUCGUCUUCGCUCUCAGCUUGGCCAUCACAGUGGCGUCUGAGAAACAUUUCUGUUGUAUGUUGGGAUGGAAAUUGAUACUCAUUCACACGGGCAUCACAUCGUUCACCCUACUCAGUGUCUUGUUCCUGUUGCAUCUGGAAGAGUCCGAUUUAUGGGACUUGUUCCAAACGGGUCUGGGAAAGACUAAAAGUGAAUGA